AUGUUCCAAUAUUGUAGAGAUCUUGUGUCGAGACACAAGAAAAAGCUCCUGUUUGGCACGGGAGUGAUCGCGGUUUCUUACGCGGUCAGCUCGUACGUGAGCAACAAGCUGGCGGAGUUGCAAGAACGAUUAAAGGAGGAGAAUUUUGCCAAAGAGCAAAUUAAAAGGCGUUUCAAACAGACGCAGAACGACUGUUACAUGACGUUCCUGUCUCUGCUCCCCGUUUUAACAGAGCCGAUCUACGAGGCACUAAAGGUGGAGGAUAUAACAAGAGAAUUGCAGAACAAGCGAUUUGAAAGACAAAAGGCGAAGAAUCUUCCUGUUGGAAACACAACUGAUCCAGCUUUGUCGACUGUCCUCAGCGACGAUUUCUCGGUACACAAUGAAAGGGAGACACCCAUGCAUACCGGCAUACCACAGACCAAGUCAAAGACACAACUGUGGAACGAGCUUCGGAAUCAAAGCAUUACGCGUUUCUUAACGCUUCUCUAUUGCGAAUCAUUGCUUAUCGUGUUCCUGCAUUUGCAGCUGAACAUUCUCUCAAGACGCUCGUAUUUGGAAACCGCGAUCAAGCUGGCGUCCAAGACGAAAGGAAUCAAACUAGAGAACGAGUCCAAUGAGGAUUUGGACUCUGCAAGCCUUUUCCUCGACAACGACGAGGAACUUGCCACAGGCUCUAGCGGACAGGACGAGAAUCUUGCUGAGCAAGCCUUCUUGUCCUACAGUUGGUGGCUUUUGAACAAAGGAUGGAUUGACAUCAAAAACAAGGUGGAGUCCAGCGUCGAAGACAUCUUUGGAGAUAUCAACCCUCGACAAGAACUCUCGAUCGACGAGUUUGCGACUCUCAUCAACAAGACACAGCAGAUAAUUGACAAAGAAAUAUACGCGGAAAAAGAAAGCGAGCCAUUGACGGAGCCAGAGGCUUCAAGCUCAGCUGUAAUCACAUCUCUACUCCCGCCGGCAAACAUGGAGUUUUUCUUGUUGCAGCAAACCAAUGACAUGGAGUUUCUUACGAAUUUCAACAACAACAUAAAGAACUCGGAAAACGUUAGCAAGCUGCUAAACGAAUUGAAGGGAUAUCUGAUGAAUGACCAGGUCAGCGCGAUCAUCAGUCUUUUGGUUACUGUGGGGAUCUCAAAGGUUCUGGAUAACAUCGUUGUGAACCUCAUGAACAAACAAAAAAACCCAGAUCACGAGGAACAGGUGCUUACCGAGAUACCCAAGGUGAAGCUGGCUUCGUUAUUGGCAUCUAUCACAAAACAGUCCAACCAGCUAACGAACAACUCUCUCGAUAAUGAAAUCCUGUACACUCUCAACAAUCUACAAGAGCUAGACGACCUGAGUGCUAGUGUCUACUCUAAUUUCGAUGCUUGA
Molecule: messenger RNA, 1374 nt
Organism: Ogataea angusta
Lineage: Eukaryota; Fungi; Ascomycota; Pichiomycetes; Pichiales; Pichiaceae
Exons: 1
Coding region: 1-1374 (457 amino acids)
Biological process (GO): protein import into peroxisome membrane
Cellular component (GO): peroxisomal membrane
Molecular function (GO): protein-macromolecule adaptor activity
Source: RefSeq, a predicted model, not a curated record